UGAAGCAGCCUAGACUUUCCACACUGGACAAUUUUUUAUAUUUAGUUUCUUUAUAAUUAGAGACUCUUCAUCUCCCUUGUUGGGACCAUUAUCUCUCCAUAUCUCAGGUUAAAAAAAACAAACAAACAUGGGAGAUAGGCUGCGUUUGGGUGUUGGAAUAAUGGGCAAUGCAGCUUCUUUGUUGCUUUACACUGCACCCAUAUUAACUUUCAUAAGGGUGAUUAGGAAGAGAAGCACCGAAGAAUUUUCAUGUAUUCCUUACAUUGUUACAUUGUUAAACUGUCUCCUUUACACUUGGUAUGGACUGCCUGUUGUGAGCUACAAAUGGGAAAACUUCCCUCUUGUCACCAUCAAUGGUCUUGGCAUUCUCCUUGAGCUUUCUUUCAUUUGCUUAUAUUUUCGCUUCACUGACACCAGAGGAAAGAUAAAAGUUGGUGCUACAAUGAUACCUGUGUUGGCAUUUUUCUCGAUUAUGGCAGCUAUCUCAGCUUUUGUAUUCCAUGAUCACCAUCAUCGCAAGAUAUUCCUUGGAAGUGUUGGUCUGGUGGGCUCUGUUGGAAUGUAUGGUUCUCCACUGGUCGUAAUGAAGCAAGUAAUACAAACAAAAAGUGUGGAGUUCAUGCCCUUCUACUUAUCAUUUUUCUCCUUCCUCGCAAGUUCUCUUUGGCUAGCUUAUGGACUACUAAGCCAUGAUCUGUUUAUUGCGUCUCCCAAUUUCCUUGGUACCCCAUUUGGCAUCAUCCAACUUGUGUUGUACUUCAAGUACAGAAAGAGUGGUCUCAUGGAAGAACCAAAAAAAUGGGAUGUAGAAAAGAAUGAAGACAGGUCCAAGCAAUUGCAGCAUGUGGUUAAUGAAAAUACUAAUGGAAAGAGUUGAAGUAUUAUUAGCAGCAGCCACCAGGGCCUAACAAUUAAUGUUCCUUUCGGGGAAAGUAUAGUUUGCCAAUAAAUUUCAGAGGGAUCUCAGAUAGGAGCAGCUGGAUUUGUAUAAUCAAGAUGUCAACUUGUAGUGCCUGAUUUUAAUGAUAUACGAAGCAUGCUACUACUUAGUUAUAAUUAAGAAAUGUCCUGUACUGCAUUAAACAUCGGGGUAAUGAAAAUCAAUUUGCUUUCAGAA
Molecule: messenger RNA, 1117 nt
Organism: Jatropha curcas
Lineage: Eukaryota; Viridiplantae; Streptophyta; Magnoliopsida; Malpighiales; Euphorbiaceae
Gene: SWEET3
Product: Nodulin MtN3 family protein
Biological process (GO): carbohydrate transport
Cellular component (GO): membrane
Molecular function (GO): sugar transmembrane transporter activity
Source: RefSeq, a predicted model, not a curated record